AUGAAUAUCCAGAACAACUCUUUUAUAUUUCUUUUAUAUAAAUCAGCACUACUGCCGCUCUGCUCAGGUCUCCUCGUUCAGCCUUUCUUUAUUAGUGCUCUUCCUCUCCCUCCUUUUCUUCCUCUCCUUUCCUUUAUUUUCUUCUUCCCUCUUUCUCCAUCAUGUCCCAAUCCACCGCUCCCGAUGCCACCACCACCCAAGUCUCCGGACAGCCCCCCGCCCAUCCCUCCCGCACCACCGAACUCGCCAGUCUUAAGGUAAGACUGCGCUCUGCCCUGCGCCAAUUUCCCGACUUCCCGUCUCCGGGCAUCCUCUUCGAAGACAUCCUCCCCAUCUUCGCCGAUCCCUCUCUGCACGAAGCUCUCCUGCGAUGCUUGGAAUUGCACAUCCUCGAAUCCGCCGGUGGCCAGAAGCCCGAUGUCAUCGUUGGUCUUGAGGCCAGAGGCUUCUUGAUGGGCCCUAGCUUGGCUCUGCGGUUGGGAGCUGGCUUUGUUCCUGUGCGGAAGCAGGGCAAGCUGCCGGGUCCUUGUGAGACCCAAGUGUACGAGAAGGAGUAUGGGCAGGACUUUUUCCAGAUGCAGGCGGAUUCGAUCAAGCCUGGUCAGAAGGUUAUUAUUGUUGAUGACAUUAUCGCUACUGGUGGAUCUGCGUGGGCUGGUGGUGAACUCGUCCAGAAGAUGGGCGGAGAGCUCCUUGGAUUCGUCUUCCUGCUCGAGCUUGAAUUCCUCAAGGGACGCGAGAAGCUCCCGGCUCCGGUUUACACCCUUCUGACUGGUCAGGAGGAGAAGUUUACGUCGUGAACUCCUUAAUACGAGACAUGAUCGCAUACGGCAUUCACCCGCAAUAGAAAACAAAAUCUAGUGAGGGUACGAGGCUGCGUCGAUGUGCAAUACUGCAUGCAUUUUGGCAAUAAUUUUAUGCAUUGAUACAACGUGCUUGGCCGCGUUUUAAUCCUGUGGUACAUUUUAUAGAGUUGAUUUUAAGCAAUGAAAUGUCUAUGCCUGUAAUGAGCAUUUCCUUCGCCAGAUAGAGCAAUGAGGGUUUCCUGAACAUCGAGCAUAGCCAUCUAGAAGAACUUCCUCAUAACCUCGUCCGCCCACUUCUUCGGAAAUCCCAACUCCUGCGCCUCGCGAAUCGCCCGAUCCAUCCGAAAAACAUACUCCUUCU
Molecule: messenger RNA, 1167 nt
Organism: Aspergillus ruber CBS 135680
Lineage: Eukaryota; Fungi; Ascomycota; Eurotiomycetes; Eurotiales; Aspergillaceae
Product: adenine phosphoribosyltransferase APT1
Exons: 4
Coding region: 162-800 (212 amino acids)
Biological process (GO): adenine salvage; AMP salvage
Cellular component (GO): cytoplasm
Molecular function (GO): adenine phosphoribosyltransferase activity; adenine binding; AMP binding
Source: RefSeq, a predicted model, not a curated record